CCAGAACUACCAUCAUCGAUCAGGUGCCCUCGACUGCACUCAGGGCGGCGUCUGGCGGUAAAGGCGAGUCGUCCCUCCUUUUCGCCUUCGAGCGUCAGAGUCGAGGGGUUACGGUGCGCCGCCGCAACCAAGCCUGCGUGGUAAACCGCGUACAAUGGCGUCAUGGGCAGACGCCACAAUGUUGCAAGACCAAGGGCAGACGGAUUUUGCUUCGCAGACGGCCGCUGCGCAUUUGGAUGCGCUGCUGAAGCAGACAGAAUCGGAACUUGGCGCUCCUGCUGAAAAGCUGAGAGAGGAGGGAGCAGGUACACGACGGGAAGUAGGAAGCAGCAGAGAUGGCGAAAGGCAAGACAGCAUCGAGAGUGGGGGAAACGACGAGGGGAAAUCAGGCGGUGAUGAAGGCGACGAGGACGAUGAGGCCGAAGACGACGAUGACGACGAUGAUGAUGAUGACGACGAUGAGGACGACGAUGACGAAGACGAGGAAUCUGGUGUUGACUCCGGGGUCGACGAGAAGCUUCUGUUCGACGAAAAGUUCCUUGCUCAACUUGGCUUUUACGCCGGUGCGAAUGGCAAUCAGCCAAUGCAAUCGACUUCUCUCGCUUCUGCACAAGCGUCCACGCAAGCGGAGACUGGAUUCGGUGCGCUUCCGCAACAUCAAUUGCAGAAGCAGACAGCUGGUACACCAUCAUCGUCAUCAUUGCCACAGUCAGCGCCCACUCCAUCGGACGAGUUUUAUGAUGGCGCCAUCAACUUCUUGACAGAGGUCCUGGGUUCGUCGGACCCUUCCAUCUGGGACAAGGGAGGCGACACCCCCUGGCAGUCGGCCAAUACUCCUGCCGCUCUUCCGGCUGCGGCCAGUCCGGCUCAUCCAUCCUCAGUGUCGCAAUCGGAAGAGAAUGUAAAGAGCCGUUUCAAGGCUCUUCAGCCCCUGAUCAACAACCUCAUCGCCCGUCUCAAGGGCGAACCAACCGCGCCCGAAAGCAAGCCAACUGCAUUGCUCGAGGAUGACAUGGUCAUGCUGCUCCAGACGCUCAUGGCCCAGAGGCAAGCCCAGCAAGCUCGACGCGAUCAAUACCGCGAAGAGCAAGAGCAGGAGAGACUGAAGGAGAAGGAGAGGGAAUUGCAAAGAGAUCAAGCGCAAGAAGAGCUCAAGAAAGGUCUCAACAACGUCAGCGCUUGGCCAUCAACAUCCAACAAGAAGACAUCUGAGGCCGUCGCUGCGCCCCUGCUCGGUGCACAAUCUUCUAGCACGAGUCUAGGAGCUCUCGGCAACACCACCAACAACAAUGCUGGCUUCUCCAUCGUCGACUUUGACUUCGGUGAUGACGAAGAUGACCCCGAUUUUGACCCUUCCAAGAUGGGCCUCGUCGAUUUCCAGAACCUCGACUUUGCGAAUGCCUUCUCAUCGGCUAACACGCCCAGCCUCGGAGGGACUGCCAUGGUCAACCAAAGUCUUGGUGGUACUGACACAGAAAACGCGAGUUUUGGCAAGACAGAAGGCUCAGGAGAGGAUGCCUGGCAACAGCUCAUGAUGCUAAGUCAGGGCAAUAGUAGCAGCAGCAACAACGAGAACAACGCUACGCUAUCUGCAUCUGCAAGAGCAGGCAACGGGGGCCGAGUCAACUUGUCGACCAACGAUCACACGGCCCGAGCCCUGGAGCAGGCACCGGACACCUCUGCGGCAGGAUCUCGAUCCUCAUCAGCCGAGGUGCCUAAAGGUCGAUUCACAUACAGCAGGGAGGAAGCGGCGGAGAGGCGGCGGGAAAGCAAUCGUGAAUGCGCACGCCGACAGAGGGCUCGAAAGAAGGAGGAACAAGAAGAGAUGAAGCGGCAGCUCGAGCUUGCGAAGCAGGGAUCGCCGAGCAUCACCGAGAACAUCGAACUUCCUCCCAAGAGGAAGCCAGGACGCCCUCGCGGUAGCAAGGCAAGGCAACGGGACACCUCAGCAGACUCGUCCGCCACUGCCCCUAAAUCAGCUCCAGACUCCAUGUCCGCAGCUGAGGUCGCCGACCUCAGGGCCGACAACAGGAUGAUACGCGCCGAGCUGACGCGAUUGCGGGAGGAGAAUGCUCAGCUGAGGGCACAGGUCAUGCGUUGGGAGGACGAAAGAGCAGAGGCUGCCAUAGGAGGAUCAACGAGGCGUGAGCGAGGCCGAGAGCGACCAUCACACCAAGGCAAGAGAGGUGUUGCCGGCUUGUUUCAAUGGGACGGUGGCCGUUCUCUGGCCUCACCGCCUCGUCGAAGACGGGAAGAGGAAGAUGACGACGAGUAUUUUUCAGAAGACGAAGAAAGAUGGGAGCGAUGGGCCCAGACAAGGGCGACACGACCCGCGGGAGCAAAGAGGGCUGACAGGUCAGGAGGAGGGCCGCCGCUGUCAAAGCGUCCACGUCACAACGAUUCGGACGGCCUCUCGCUCAACCAUCUCCUAGCAUCGAAAGACGGACGGGCUCUGGAGGCACUCUUGCAAGUAGCGCAGGGAGCCAGCAGCAGCUCUGCUCACACCUAAGCCUCACUUCAUCGCACUGUAUAUUACCACCAUUUCCCAUGUAAUGCUCUAUCUUCACCGG
Molecule: messenger RNA, 2570 nt
Organism: Acaromyces ingoldii
Lineage: Eukaryota; Fungi; Basidiomycota; Exobasidiomycetes; Exobasidiales; Cryptobasidiaceae
Exons: 2
Coding region: 155-2509 (784 amino acids)
Source: RefSeq, a predicted model, not a curated record